Molecule: messenger RNA, 3801 nt
Organism: Lasiodiplodia theobromae
Lineage: Eukaryota; Fungi; Ascomycota; Dothideomycetes; Botryosphaeriales; Botryosphaeriaceae
Product: Peptidase d
Exons: 5
Coding region: 1-3801 (1266 amino acids)
Molecular function (GO): metalloaminopeptidase activity; manganese ion binding
Source: RefSeq, a predicted model, not a curated record
AUGGAGCAUCCGGACUUUCGUCUCCACCUCGGCGCUGGUUCGCCACUGGAGAAAUACCCAGCCAAACAGCACGCCCGUCGAGUCGCUGACUUCCUCGGCGUCGCGAAGGGGUUGAUCUACCUUCCCGGCGCCCCGACGGCCUACCUGGAGGACAGCGAUCAGUUUGUCCCCUUCCGCCAGCGGCGCUAUUUUUACUAUCUAACCGGCGUUGACGAGGCUGAUUGUCACUUGACAUAUGAUAUCCGUCUGGACUUCUUGACGCUCUACGUUCCAUCGCCCGGGAGCCCGCGAAAGGUCUAUUACAACGGCCGUGGCUCCACUCCCGAGGAAGCUCUGGACAAAUACGAUGUUGAUGCUGUCGACUUCUCAUACGCCGUACCCGGCUAUGUAGAGUUCUGGAUGACGCAGCAUGAAGGCGACGUCUACAUCCUGCAUCCCGACCAAGCAGUGGUGCCUGGCCACGACAAGUCGCCUCGUGUCAACUACACCAAGCUGCAAGUCGCCAUCGACGCCGCCCGUGUCCGCAAAGACCAGCACGAGAUCAAGCUCAUCCGCAAAGCCAACCAAAACGAGGCUCAAGUCGAAGCCACCUUCCUCGACACGUGUGUGGCUGCUGAUGCUAAGCAUCAAGCCUACGAAAUCAUUGCUGCCUCGGGAGAAAACGCUGCCACGCUCCACUACAUCAAAAACGAUGAGCCCUUCCAUGAUCGCCCGCUCAUGUGUCUCGAUGCCGGUUGUGAAUGGCAGUGUUAUGCAAGUGACGUGACCAGGACCUUUCCCCUUACCGGCCAAUGGCCCUCCAAGGAAUCCAAGGCAAUCUACGACCUCGUUUUGAAGAUGCAAACUGAGUGCAUCGAUGCUAUUCGACCGGGGGCAAGAUAUUUGGAUAUCCACUAUUUGGCCCAUCGUAUCCUUAUUGAUGGCCUUCUGGAACUCGGCAUUCUCCACAACGGCACUCCGGAAGACAUUUUUGAUGCUGGAACCUCACUGGCCUUUCUCCCUCAUGGUCUCGGCCAUCAUCUAGGGCUUGAAGUUCACGACGUGUCGGACGUGCCAUUGAUGGCAGGCACCGCUGAACACAUGAGCUCUGUUGUCGAUCCUGAAAUGUGCAAAGCUCUUGUCCACCCGAAUCAUCCAGCGCUUGAGGAAGGCAUGGUUAUCACGGUGGAACCGGGGAUCUACUUCAAUCGUUACGCUUUGAAUGCCGUUUAUCUUUCCAGCCCAAUCCACUCCAGAUACAUCAACAGACGAGUUCUCCAGCGUUAUCUUCCUGUUGGUGGCGUGCGCAUUGAGGAUGACAUUCUCGUCACGCAUGAUGGAUAUGAAAACCUUACCACCGCCCCGAAGGGAGAGGAGAUGUUGCGCAUCAUGCAAGAUGGCUGCGUCGAAACCCUCGACGGUGAAACCCCACGGAAACGGCAACGGCGUGCUUCAGCCACAAAGGUUAGAAAGGAAAUUCACCAAGAUUCAGUCACAAAGAGCAAGGGUAUCGAGGCAUGGUCCCAAGACGUAACUGCCGGGCCUCCUGAACCCUUUCGGAAAUCUCCAGAAUCUACGACAGCAAGCAAUGUAGUCGAGCUUGAAGGGAGUCAAGCAAGCCCGCAGACUCCCAAGCGAAGCGUGCCAGCGAGCCUUGCUGCUGCCCCUGCUUCCUUCGAGGCUUAUGACUGGCCAAUCCAUGAAGGUGCCAUUGCAGCUGAACUACCUAGCGAGCCCGAGAGAAACUCCGAGAUACAAGUGCCAGGAGAAAGCCAAGCCAGCCACUGGCGGAAGGUUCCUUCAGCUCUUGCCCGCAUGGCCUCGACUCGAUCCUUAUCCAGUCACUCGCUGCCUGAAUAUUCCCCUUCGCAAAUGUUCCAGCGCCCACGACAAGCACCUAUGCCUCCUCAAAAGCUUCCUGAACUGCCUGCGAAGCCACUAGCCUACCGCCAGAGCAUGCCCAUCAUCAUUUCGGGGUCUCAAGCGGUCAAGCCUUUGCCAUACAGGCCAUUGUGUGCUCAACCAAGUGCCCGACCUAGACCUGGACCAUCACGUUCGGCAUCUGAGCGACUUCCGGAUAAGAUGCGAUUCAGAUUGUCCGAGAGCAAUCUCCCGGCAACAGUCGCUGAGGUCGGUCAUGACGGCUCGCGGAACGAGCAAGAUCGGCAUCUGACGCACCGUGCAUCGAUUGCUAUUGGAGAGAAGUAUCCGCAGCAAGCAUACCAGCAAGAAAAUCAAUUCCAUGGCAUGGGCCCACAGGACUUUCAACCACAGCCGCCCCAAUUUUCCGCGUCCCACCAAGAGCGCAUGCACCACCUCGCGCAACAGCGGCAGAUGGCGCAGAACCAGAGGCUACAGCAAAUGAAAAACGCCAGCAAUAACAACAUUGACAAGGACUCCCCGCCGCCAGCUUCGCUAAAUCGCCCUUUGGACCCCGCGAACGUCCCACCGCCGGAUGUCGUAUCGCCGAGGCUGCUGGAACGCCCUUUGGACCUCUCAGACCUCCCGUACCACCUCUCCCUAUGUGAGAUACCAAGCCGGAUGCGUAAAGAGAGUGGGAUGCCGGAGGCAGUCUUCCCACCACUGGCCCCGCUGAAUUGCCUUUCAGACCCGAACGUCCCACCGCCGCACGUCGUACCGCCGAUCGUUCGGAAACGCCCUUUGGACCUCUCAGACCUCUCGUACCAGCUCCUGCUAACUGAGAUGCAAGACAAGAUGCGUCAAAAGAGUGGGAUGAGGAGGCCGGCUUCGGACAACGAGCGUUGGUUUUCAGACCGACCAGGUUGGCAGGACUAUUGGACGGAGCUCAAGAAAGUCGAGCAGAAACAUCGGGAGCAACAUCAGGAGCGCCUCGUUGCCCGGCAACAGCAGGAGCGCCUCGCUCUCCAGCAAACGCUGGAGGCGACCUUCUCACCGCCGGCCCCGCUGAAUCGGCCUUUGGACCCCUGGAACAUCCCACCACCCAGCCUCCCACAGCCGGACCUGCUGAAACGCCCUGUAGACCUCUCAGAUGUCUCGUACCAGCUUAUGCUAAUGGAGGUGCAAAACAAAAAGCGCAUCGCUCUGGGCGGGCCAACGCGGGCUUCGAACGACGACCUGCGUUGGUGGUUUUCGGACCAGCCAGGUUGGCAGGAAUACCAGACGGAGAUCAGGCGACUGCUGAAGCAAAAUGAAGCGGACCCCUCACGCAUUCCACGGUCGGGUGUCUUACCACCAGACCUGCUGAAACGCCCUUUAGACCUCUCGGAUCUCUGCUACCAGUUCAAGCUAACAGAGAUGCAAAACAACAGCCGCAUCGCUCUGGGUAGGCCGAGGCGGGGUUCAAAUGACGACAAUUUUUGGUUUUCGGAGCUACCUGGUUGGCAGGAGUACUGGACGGAGCUUAUGCGACUUAACCAGGAAAAUACGGAGCGCAUCGCUGCCAUGCAGGACAUACAGAUGCCACUCGAACUACUCGAGCAGCAAAACAGGAAGCGCUUAGAGAUGGCCAGGCAAGAGCAGCUGGCUCGGGAAAACGGAGCCUUGGAAAGGCAGGACUACCAGAUGCAGCUCGAACUGCUCGAGCAGCAAAACAAGAAGCGCUUGGAGAUGGCCAGGCAAGAGCAGCUGGACCGGGAAAAUGGAGCCUUGGACAUGCAGACGCAGCUCAAACUACUCGAGCAGCAAAACAAGAAGCGCUUGGACAUGGCUAGGCAAGAGCAUAGGGAGGAGCUGGCUCGGGAAAACGGAGCCUCUAACCCUGAAGAGAGGCCAGCCCAGCCGACGUCAUCAUCGCCUUCGCCGAGUUCGUACUACACGGCAGGGUUUGAUAUGAAGUAUUGA